CAAAACAUCAGAUAGGUACGAGACACACGACAUACCAACACACAUUUGUGUUACGCUCUCCCAUUUUCAAUACCAAAAGAGAAUAAAUUUCGAUUUUUUUUGGCGAUUAAUAUGACCGAGUGGCGUGUAAAUUUACGUAGACAAAUCUAAAAUCAGGUUUUAUUCAAAAAUUUCGUUUCGAAUUUAAUUUUGUAGAUAAGUAAAUUUUCAAAUUUAGAGUAAAACAACCAAUUUCGAAGCAAGUGUGUAUCAUAAAUGAAGUGCAAGUGUAAUUGCCGUGUAUUAAUGCAUUGAAAUCAUCAUCAAAAUAUCACCGAAAUAUCACAUUAACUCAAUCGUUUUUUAAUAAAAUAGUGCGUGCUUGUCGUCAUUUUGCACGCAUAAUAAAAGUGUCAUCAGCUAAUUUGAAUACUAAUUUAUUCACACGUUAAAUUAUCUAAAUAAAAUAGUGAAAACGACCGAACGAAAGAAGAAAAAAAAAGAAAUUAAAUAUUGUGUGUAAUAUAGUUUUUAUUUGUAUUUGUUCGUGUGUCACGCAUUUCGCAAUUUUGUUCGUGCUCAUUAGCAGUGAUAUUAAUUUUCAUAUAUAUUCUGCCGAUAUUUAAUUGUUUGAAAUGGAAUGUGUGUGCUGUGCAUACGACACAAGACGGUGACCGAAAAAUUAAUUGGAAAUAAAUCUAUUGUGCUUAUGAAAUUGAUAAAAGCAUUCAAAUUCUGAUAUCAUUUGACAUCGGUGAUUGUCUACAUUUCUAUGUGAAAUCAGUUCAGAUUUCAUUUUAGCUGUUUUGUGAUCUGAAGAUACAAUUUUCCACAUUAUUUUUCAAUUCGUUUCACCAACCUAAUUGGCAAAAGGUCUUGUGUGUUUUAAUUGAAACGAGUAAUUAAGCAAAUAUGGCAAGUAAUUUAUCGGAUGAUUUGUGGCGUGAAUGUGUGGACUGGUUGACGAGAUGCAAAGCGAUUCCAAGCGAUCACAAAGCAAAUUGGAAAGACUCGGAGAUCCGUGUGUUAGCCUUGACUCUACGAGACGGUGUUAUAUUGUGCAAUUUACUAAAUUCAAUCGAUCCCAAUGCCCUUGACAUGAAGGACUUCAACCGCAAACCACAAAUGGCACAAUUUUUGUGCUGCCAGAAUAUCAAGUUGUUCCUAGACACAUGCAAAAAUUACUAUGGCCUACGGGAAUCGGAUCUUUUUGAACCGACAAUGCUUUACAAUUUGACUAAUUUCCAUCGAGUUUUAAUCACAUUAUCCAAGUUAUCGCGACGUGUUGCUCAAAUUCAUCCACAUUUACCAGGCUUUAGCAUACAAGUUUCGCCGUCCGAACGAAGCGACUCCAGUGAAGAUAUCUAUAAGGAUUUACAUUCAACCAAUAAUCAUCAUGCAAAAAUGUCGGAUAAAUGUGCAGAGAAAUCGGAGACAAAUGGCACUCGAUUAGCUAACAAUGAGGAUGCUCGUACAACUUCUGUCGAUAAUAACGAAUGUGAUAGCAGCGGCAGCAGUUUGGUGGCUGACGAUGAACAAGCGAGUAGCAGUUUAAAUAGCAGCACCGAAGAGAAUCAAGAAGAAUUAGAAAAUCAUUUGAAUAAUGGUGGCUCGUCGACGGUUGCUACAAUAAAAAUCACCGAACCACCUUUGGGCAGCGAUUGGUAUCUUUAUUGCGAUGAUGACUUUACAAAUGUCAGUUUAAUCGAGGAAAAAAUCUAUGAGGAUCUGUGCUAUGUGACCUUCUCAAAAAAACCCGAGGUAGUGUGUCAAACUCAAGUGACCCCCGUAACCAUUUGGCACAAUUGAAAACUUUUGCUUCUGUUAUAGUUUUGACGUGUGGUUGUUAUGUCAUGUGUUGUUUGUUAUUACUAUUGCUAUUCUCACGUACAAUUUUCUUCUCUCACUUUUGUUUUGUUUCUUUUUAUUUUUGCUGGUAGUGUGUUGUGUUUGGUAGAGUGUUAUUUUCUAAUGUUGUUCCGAAAUUGUAUUUACUUUAGCCAUUUAUCGGAUAAAAGUUGACUCAACCUUUUCUUUUCUCUUUC
Contarinia nasturtii (swede midge) is the source of this 2024-nucleotide messenger RNA. RefSeq names its product protein vav-like. NCBI's taxonomy places the organism in Eukaryota, Metazoa, Arthropoda, Insecta, Diptera, Cecidomyiidae. Gene Ontology annotation, cellular component: cytoplasm. Gene Ontology annotation, biological process: cell migration; regulation of GTPase activity. The transcript is spliced from 4 exons. The record is from RefSeq and is a predicted model, not a curated record. Bases 892 to 1788 code for a protein of 298 amino acids. Gene Ontology annotation, molecular function: guanyl-nucleotide exchange factor activity; protein binding.